AAUUCAACGAAACCUGUAUCAAUUGAUGAAGCUGAUAUGGCUCCUGAAACUGGAGUUAUUUAUGCUUCUGCAUCAGCUGGUAUUCUUCCUGAGACAGGAAAAACAUUUGGUGAGAACUACGAUAUGGAGAAACAAGUUGGCCUUUUCAAAGACACUAUCGAAAAUAGCUUGCGACCUAGAUUGCAAUCUGCACAUAGACUCACAAAAUACUUGUCGGAUUCAAUAUUUUUGAUUAAUAUAGGUAGCAGCGACUACAUGUACAAUUAUCUCCAGUCCGACAAGUAUAACAGUAGUCGACAACAUAAUGGUGAAGAGUUUGCUGCACUUCUCACAACCAAGCUCGGAAACCAAUUGGAGGUAAUCAUAAAAUCCCGGUGUUUAGAUUGUUCCUGUCGCCGCCUUAACCUUGAGAACUAAUCAUUGCAUUCUAACAUUUCAAAAGUAUUUCUUUACUUUCUAUUAAGUGGUUGGGUGUAUACACACAUGCAAGUUGCAACCAUGGUGGUAGAUUUUACUGUCUUCCGUUGAUGUUCUCCUCAAUGCAAAGCAAAAAUGGUUUUUCCUUUCCCACUCUGUUGUUUCAAUUUUUUGUGAUCUUGUAGGA
This is a messenger RNA of Rhododendron vialii, 604 nucleotides long. RefSeq names its product GDSL esterase/lipase 7-like. The record is from RefSeq and is a predicted model, not a curated record. Lineage: Eukaryota; Viridiplantae; Streptophyta; Magnoliopsida; Ericales; Ericaceae. The coding region runs from base 37 to 417 and encodes 126 amino acids. The transcript is spliced from 2 exons.